CAAGGACAAUUGUUUGUUUCUAAGGGAUUUCUUAUUCAGACUUCACCUGUUUUUAAAGCCAUGUUUCAGGACGGCAAUUUUAGAGAAUCUGUGGAAGGAAAGGUCAAUAUUCAGGACUGCAGACGAAAAUCCUUUUUGGAAUUUCUCCUUUGCUUAGACCCAGCAACAAUGAAAAAGGUGGACAAUGGUAAUAUAUUUCAUGUAGCUGAGUUGAGUGAGAAGUAUCAAGUGCAUUCGUUGUCAUCAAAAUGCAAGGCAGAGAUGAUGCAAAUACUGGAGUCGACAAUACUGAAUUUAAAGGAGGGGUUUGACUUAGCCCAGCUGAAAAACGUCAUAAUGUGCAUAAAAAUAUUGCAACUUUCCAUAAAAUUGGAAAACAAAAAGAUCACAGAGAGGUCUAUAAAUGUUUUGGGUUGUUUUGGAUCGAGUUAUUACACAACACAAAGUGCCGAAAAGUUUGAAAAUUUAGUUCAUAUGGCUGUGAAAAGUCCACUACUGGAAGGAAAACCAGUUUUCGUUAACAAUAUGAUGUCUGACGACUUCUCCAGCGAAGGCAGCAAACUAUUCAAAUUACAGCAACGUUGCAAACGCUGUUUUGAGAAACUUCCUGCAGAAAUUCAGAAUAAGAUUCUUCUUGUUCGUCUAAGGUCUAGUGAAGACAACGUUUUGAGAAAAGAACAUUUAGAGGAACGUGCAAAGGAUCCAGAGAAUAUUGAAUAGUGCACACAAACAUCAUUCAUUAAUCGUUGUGUUUCUCAAUGUUGUUGAAGAUGAAUAAACUGUUUGACGUUG
Molecule: messenger RNA, 792 nt
Organism: Mya arenaria
Lineage: Eukaryota; Metazoa; Mollusca; Bivalvia; Myida; Myidae
Exons: 2
Coding region: 61-720 (219 amino acids)
Source: RefSeq, a predicted model, not a curated record